This is a messenger RNA of Astyanax mexicanus (Mexican tetra), 3283 nucleotides long. RefSeq names its product zinc finger protein 420. NCBI's taxonomy places the organism in Eukaryota, Metazoa, Chordata, Actinopteri, Characiformes, Acestrorhamphidae. Gene Ontology annotation, biological process: negative regulation of transcription by RNA polymerase II. The transcript is spliced from 2 exons. The record is from RefSeq and is a predicted model, not a curated record. Gene Ontology annotation, molecular function: DNA-binding transcription repressor activity, RNA polymerase II-specific. Bases 304 to 1803 code for a protein of 499 amino acids.
AGUCUAAAUACAGGUGUGUUUUUAAAGCCAAAGCUGAUCACGUGCUUCCACUGUAGCUCCUCCUCCGUCCAGAGAGUGGCGCUGUUGUUGUAGUGAAAGUGUAAUAAUGUGUAGAAGAAGGGUUGUGUUGUUAUUGAUCGGCUGUUCUUCAGGUUCUGCAGGUUUUAUUCUGGGUUUAUAAGGAGCUGGAGAGGAGAAUCAGGAGCUGCUCUCUUUAAUAAAGUUACCGUCACACUCCCACUACAAGAACAUAUGGACAUUCCAUAACCAGAAAUACUGCUGAAAACAAUAAAGGGUGAAAGUAUGGUUUCCAGAGGAAGCUCCACAAUGCAGCAGAGAAUGGAAGGCAAAGCGAGCACAGAAGAUAAACCGCAUCACUGCUCCGAGUGUGGAAAGAAAUUUGCAAGUCUGGAUUACCUAAGAAAACACCAGCGCUUUCACACAGAAGAGAAGCCAUAUAACUGUUCAGAGUGUGGAAAGUGUUUUAUAGAACUGCGUACUCUUCAGGAACAUCAGUACAUUCAUACAGGAGAGAAACCGUAUCACUGCGCCGAGUGCGGGAAGAGUUUUAGACAGGGAAGUACCUUUAAAAUCCAUCAGCGCACUCACACUGGAGAGAAACCGCAUUACUGCUCAGAUUGUGGAAAGAGGUUUACAAAUAGAACUAAUUUAAUGGUCCACCGGCGCAUUCACACUGGAGAGAAACCGUAUCAGUGCCCAGACUGUGGGAAGAACUUUUCAUGCGUAGAUUACAUGAAGAGACACCAGCGCAUUCACACGGAAAAUAAGCAGUACGACUGUUCGGUUUGUGGGAAAAGCUUCGCAGAACCGAACUACCUGAAGAAACACCAGCGCAUUCACACAGGAGAGAAUCUGUUUCACUGCACAGAGUGCGGGAUGAGUUUUACGGGAUCACGUAACCUGCAGGAACACCAGCGCGUUCAUACAGGAGAGAAACCGUAUCACUGCUCAGAGUGCGGGAUGAGCUUUAGUCACGGAAGUACCUUAAAAAAACACCAGCGCGUUCACACUGGAGAGAAACCGUAUCAGUGCUCGGAGUGUGGGAAGAGCUUUAGAAAGGUAACCAACCUAACAUUGCACCAGCGCAUUCACACUGGAGAGAAACCGUAUCAAUGCUCAGACUGCGGGAAAAAAUUCACAAAUUCAGUUUAUCUAAAAAAGCACCAGCGCAUUCACACUGGAGAGAAGCAGUAUAGCUGUUCGGUUUGUGGAAAAAGCUUUGCAGAUAUAAAUUACCUGAAGAAACACCAGCAUAUUCACAAAGGAGAGAAACCAUUUUACUGCUCAGACUGCGGAAAGAAUUUUACAGAACUGCGUACUCUUCAGGCUCAUCAGCACAUUCAUACAGGAGAGAAACCGUAUCAGUGCUCCGAGUGUGGUAAGAAGUUCGCAAGUCUGGAUUACCUAAGAAAACAUCAGCGCAUUCACACAGGAGAGAAACCACAUAACUGUUCAGACUGCGGAAAGAGUUUUACCGAACUGCGUAAUCUUCAGGAACAUCAGUUCAUUCAUACAGGAGAGAAACCGUAUCAAUGCUCAGUGUGCGGGAAGAGUUUUAGACAGGGAAGUACCUUUACAAAACAUCAGCGCACUCACACUGCAGAGAAACCGUAUUACUGCUCAGAUUGCGGGAAGAGGUUUACAAAUAGAACUAAUUUAAUGAUCCACCAGCGCAUUCACACUGGAGAGAAACCGUAUCAGUGCCCAGACUGCGCGAAGAGCUUUUCAUGCGCAGAUUACAUGAAGAAACACCAGCGCAUUCACACGGAAAACAAGCAGUAAAACUGUUCGGUUUGUGGUAACAUUUUCGCAGAACCGAAUUACCUAAAGAAACACCAGUGCAUUCACACCGGAGAGAAUCUGUUUCACUGCUCGGAGUGCGGGAUGAGUUUUACGGGAUUACGUAACCUCUGUGGUGCCCAGCUCGAGAACUCCAAGCUCUACACAUCCCCCUGUUAAGAUAGAACCUGAAUCAUACGGACUAAUUUAUGGCUACAUUCACAUUACCAGGCUGAAGUGACUCAAAUUAGAUUUUUUGCGCAAUGUGGCUCAGAUCUGAUUUGUUCAUGGCUGUGUGAUCGUGACAAAUAUGAUUUUUCCCAAUCAGAUUUGAGCCACUUUCAUAUGUGGUCCUAAAUCAGAUACAUAUCCAAUCUAUGGACAUGCGACAUGAAUGUGAACGGUCAAAUCUGAAUUCAUGCUUCUUUUUGCUUUUACGCAUUAGCAUUAGCGUUAUGUGCUUCUCUCUCAUACUCUGCAAAAACAGCAAAAGCAAACCGCCUGGCCUUUUUUCUCCUCCUGGACCUGAUCAUGAACUUCAGAGCAGCUGUUUACUCUCCACUCCAGCAAAAGAUGCUCCACAUAUGAGCUGCUAACUCAUCCAUUUCCCUUUAUAAAGCUACGAGUCUCUCCUCUCUCUAAUAGGAGGGUUUUUGUUGUUGGUGAAGAAGGAGAGUUUCGGGGACAGAUUUUUUCACAUUACGCACAGAUACAGAUCACUUACAUUUACAGUGAAUGUGAACCUUCAAGAUAGUUAAAUCCCAUCUGAGCAAAAAAUCGGAUUUCAACAAUGUGGCUUGUAAUGUAAACAUGGCCUAUGCUAACCAUGUACUAGACAACUUUUUAGUCAAAGACAAAGAUUUUGCAAAGACUGGGGAUCUUGCAGGGUCACUAUUUGCAGGACCGUAACUGGAUUCUUUCUGAGAUUAUUCAUUUUUUAAAAUAUUAUUAUUACUACUCUUAAACACUCCACAGAUCCACCAGUUUCUCCUCCUUUUCUACAAUUUUCUCACCGGAGUCUCUUCCAUGUCCAGUUUCGCAAGCGUUCCCGCACUAGCCUUGCGGCUUCCUGUAGCUCUUCUCCUAUUGGUUGUUGACAUUGUUCAUGUCACUAUUUGCGUGAGCCAAGUUUCACGACUCAAGAAUAUUAAACACUGAUGAUUUUAUCUGAACGCAGGAAGAGAAAAAAAAUGACUUAAACCUUCAAUCCAAACCACUUUACAUUGAACUAACGAGACGACGCCACCACAACUCAACUCUAACACAACUCUCAUGAUUUUAUUCCAACGCUGGAAAUUUGUCGGUGACAGAGAAAUCAAUUAAAAAUUGUUUUUUUAAUUAGAUAUUAGAAUGAGAUAUCAUGUGUUUUAUAUGUAUUUUUUACUGUACAUAUAGUUGUUGUAUGUGGAAAUCAGUGGGUGUGUGAUGAUGCCCUGCAAUAAACUGGCAGUACAGCUGGGUAUUGAAAUCCGAUACAGAAAAA